GAUCGUAUAAAGCCGGCAAAAGUCGCGGGACAAAGCAUCGCUGUUUUCCGCGGUCCGGUCUGGUUCGGUUCGGCGAGUAACCUUGAUUCCUUCGUGAGUUAUACGUGACAGGCGUUCGCCGAGUCUGCUGGGUGAACCGGUUAGUGUCGAUCGAAGCAUCGUCGAGGCAACAGCCAACGAGAUCCCUAGCGAGUUUUCGAAUUGUCGGAGUUCCUUGUGCGACAAAAUGAAGUUCCACAUUGCUCUUGUUGCUGCGUGCCUUAUCGCGUGCGCGCAUGCUUUUCCGAGUAGAUCUGAAGAGGAUGAUUUCGAGGAUGACUUUUCGACCUUUAAUGAGUACUUCAAUGCAAUGAGACAAUAUAUGCUGAACUAUUUUUGGAAUAUUCCUGAUGUUACGAACAUUAAGAUUCCUGAAGGAGCGAAUACAACUUCCACCGUUAAGAUUAUUGAUGGUCAUGUGGUAACGAUCAACGAGACGACUUACACACAGGGCGACGAAAACGGCGGCGCCGCAAUCCGAAUUCGCAUAAUCGAUGUGAAACCGGAUAAUAACACUCUACUGAUCAGCAAUGGCAAUGCAGAACCGACAACGGUGAAGGCAGAAGCGGAAGGGAGCCGCGAGACGGUGGAGGAUAUGAACAACGAGAUAUCGAAGAACACGGAUCUGACCGCUUAAAAAGUGGUCGCUCAUUUGUGGUCGAUACGUCGAUAGCGGCAGUAUGGAGGUGGAUUUUGGGGACGAAGAAAAAAACGAUCCCUUAUUACGUGGCUGUAGUAGAGUAACUUUUCGAUAUCGCACCAAGUGCAUCGCGUUAAAAUAACAUUAUUGUAUAAUAUAUAUAGUUGUAUUUCCGUUGUUUUCUAUAGCUCUUCAAUACGAUUGAUUGUUUACGACGUUUACCUGCGUCUUUUUUUAAAUAAAAGAUUGUUACUGUUGUAAAAAAGGGAGCCGGAAUAUUUACAAAGAGAAAUAUGUGAAUAAUAUGAAUUAAAAAAGA
Messenger RNA from Camponotus floridanus (Florida carpenter ant), 998 nucleotides. RefSeq names its product icarapin-like (gene vir-1). NCBI's taxonomy places the organism in Eukaryota, Metazoa, Arthropoda, Insecta, Hymenoptera, Formicidae. The record is from RefSeq and is a predicted model, not a curated record. The transcript is spliced from 4 exons. The coding region runs from base 227 to 676 and encodes 149 amino acids.